Wasmannia auropunctata (little fire ant) is the source of this 2806-nucleotide messenger RNA. RefSeq names its product procollagen-lysine,2-oxoglutarate 5-dioxygenase 3 (gene Plod). Gene Ontology annotation, cellular component: endoplasmic reticulum. Gene Ontology annotation, biological process: peptidyl-lysine hydroxylation. The transcript has 9 exons. Bases 122 to 2338 code for a protein of 738 amino acids. NCBI's taxonomy places the organism in Eukaryota, Metazoa, Arthropoda, Insecta, Hymenoptera, Formicidae. The record is from RefSeq and is a predicted model, not a curated record. Gene Ontology annotation, molecular function: procollagen-lysine 5-dioxygenase activity; L-ascorbic acid binding; iron ion binding.
GUCGGCGCCAAGCGACGCCAAGCGACGGAUGUGUGUCGUCGGCGUGCGGUGCGGAUCACCCCGGGGGUUCUGUCAGCCAGUGCGCUCGUAAGCGGUAGAGAAAGAGAGACAAGAGUGAGACAUGUUCCACAAGGGAACGACGCUCGGAUGCUGGCUCGUGUGGUGCUGCAUCUUCCUGACGUACCACGUGGUCAGCGAGGCACCAGCAGCCGGCGCUAACGAUGUCCUGGUAUUUACCGUCGCCUCCAACGAGACGGACGGCUUCCAGAGGUACCUGAGGUCGGCCGAGAUUUACGGAUUUCGCGACAAGUUGAACGUCCUUGGCCUGGGCGAGCCCUGGAAAGGCGGUAACGUUGUGAAAUAUGCCGGCGGCGGAUACAAGAUCAAUCUCCUCAGGAAAGCCUUGGAGGAUCAUCAGAACGAUGAAAGGAAGAUCGUCUUGUUCACCGAUAGCUACGACGUUAUAUUCCUCGGCGAUCUGUCCGCCAUCGUCGAGCGUUUCCUCGACACCGGCGCGCGAGUCCUGUUCUCCGCGGAGGCGUACUGCUGGCCGGACAAGUCCCUGACGGCGCACUAUCCGCCCGUGUCGAGGGGCAAACGAUACCUGAACUCCGGCGGUUUCAUCGGCUACGUGUCCGACGUGUACCAGAUCCUGGACACCGAGCGCAUCAAGGACGAGGACGACGACCAGCUCUUCUACACGACCGUGUAUCUCAACGACGAGCUCAGGACGCGGCACAAGAUCAAGCUGGAUCACAAGUCCGAGAUAUUUCAGAAUCUCUUCGGUGCGGUGGCCGACGUGGAGCUCAGAUUCAAGGGGCAUGAGGCUUAUCUCCAGAACAUCGUCUAUAACACGGUGCCCCUGGUGCUCCAUGGCAAUGGGUUCAGCAAGCUGGUCCUGAAUUCCCUGGGCAAUUACCUGGCCCGCGCCUGGACGCCGGACGAGGGAUGCCUGGCGUGCUGGGACCGGACCAUCGAGCUCAACAAGACCAAGCCGGAAACGUAUCCGGUCGUUCUGAUAGCCGUCUUCAUCGAGCGUCCCACGCCGUUCCUGGAAGAAUUCUUCGGAGCUAUCUACCGACAAAACUAUCCGAAGUCGAAGCUACAUCUCUUCGUUCACAACAACGUGUCCUACCACGAGGACGUGGUGGACGACUUCUUCGAGAGGUUCGGCCAGGAAUACCGGAGCGCGAAGCGGGUACUGCCGAGCGACGCCGUCAGCGAGAUCGACGCGAGAAAGUUGGCGAUGGAGCAUUGCUUGUUGAAGGAGUGUUCCGGGUAUCUGUCGAUCGACGCGGUCGCGCGUCUGAACAACGAGCACACGUUGAAGCUGCUGGUGGAGCAGCAGAGGGGGAUCGUCGCGCCCUUGCUCAUACGACCGUACAAGGCGUGGAGCAACUUCUGGGGCGCGAUCACGGACGACGGGUUCUACGCGCGGAGCUUCGACUACAUGGAGAUAAUAAAGAACGAGCGCAGGGGACUGUGGAACGUGCCGUUCGUCAGUAACUGCUACUUGAUCAACGCGACGAUCAUAGCGAACAAGGCGACCCGGCCGUCCUACGAGGCCGAUGGCGACCUGGACACGGAGAUGGCGUUCGCCCAGGGGAACCGACUGCGGGGUCUGUUCAUGUACGUCAGCAAUCGGCUCGAUUUCGGCCAUCUCGUCGAUCCCGAUACCUACGACAUCCGGCUCGCCUAUCCGGAAAUGUACCAGAUCAUGGACAACAAGCUGGACUGGGAGAAGAGAUACAUUCAUCCGAAUUACAGCGAGAACUUCAAUCCCGACAAGAAGCCGAUACAGCCGUGCCCGGACGUCUAUUGGUUUCCCAUUGUUAAUCUCAAGUUCACCAAGGAGCUCAUAGGAAUCGUCGAGACUUACGGACAAUGGUCGGACGGAACUAAUCACGAUCUACGGUUGACGGGUGGCUACGAAAACGUGCCAACCCGCGACAUUCACAUGAACCAAGUUCAGUACGAGCAGCAAUGGCUGUACUUCUUGAAAGAAUACGUUAGGCCGUUGCAGGAGCUCGUCUUCACCGGCUACUAUCACGACCCACCGCGGUCCCUCAUGAACUUCGUCGUGAGGUACCGCCCGGACGAGCAGCCGUCCCUGAGACCGCACCACGAUUCCUCGACCUACACCAUCAACAUCGCCCUGAAUCAGGCGGAAGUGGAUUACGAAGGCGGUGGAUGCAGAUUCAUCCGAUACAACUGCUCGGUCACCGACACCAAGCCCGGCUGGAUGCUGAUGCAUCCCGGAAGACUGACGCACUACCACGAGGGGUUGCGAGUGACCGCGGGCACGCGUUACAUCAUGAUCUCCUUCGUGGACCCGUGAUAGAGUAUCCCACUGUAAAAUCCAUAAAUUAUCCGGACUCUCUACCGUUGUAUUGAAAAUGUACUGCCAAUCGUAUCCAGAACGAGGAAUAUCAAAAGAUAGGAGAAAGAUAGCGCGCGCGAUCAAAAGAGAAAUGUAAUUCCACACACGGACGCGUUCAGGUUGUCGUCGACUAGAAACGUCAAUUGCCACUGAAUGAGGAACUGAAUAGGGCAUUUAACGGAUGUGUGAAAGCCGCUUAACCGAUGUAUUAUUUUUAUACUCUUUGAAAAUGCACGCCUAAUCGUGUUUUUUCAUAGCUAGCAAUAUUGCGAAUUUACGACGAGAGACGAUAAAAAUAUAUGAUACGUAUAUUGUGUAAUAUCGAUUGACAUCUUUAAAUUCGUCAGUUCUUUCAAAGUAUACACAAACAUCAAUAAUAAGAUUUAUAAUAAUAAAUGUUACCGAAAUACGAGCGUCGUGUUUUAA